Molecule: messenger RNA, 783 nt
Organism: Colletotrichum graminicola M1.001
Lineage: Eukaryota; Fungi; Ascomycota; Sordariomycetes; Glomerellales; Glomerellaceae
Product: NAD dependent epimerase/dehydratase
Exons: 3
Coding region: 1-783 (260 amino acids)
Source: RefSeq, a predicted model, not a curated record
AUGAGCAGACACGUCCUCAUCCUCGGCGGCCACGGCAAGGUCUCGCAGCUCCUCACCCCGCUGCUCCUCAACAAGUCGUGGACCGUCACGAGCGUCAUCCGCGCCCACGAGCAGGUCCCCGCCGUCGAGAAGCUCGGCGCCGGCCACGCCGGCAAGCUCAACGUGCUCGUACGCAGCAUCGAGGACGUCACCGACCAGUCCAAGGCCCAGGCCAUCCUGGAUGAGGUGAAGCCCGACACCAUCGUAUGGAGCGCCGGUGCCGGUGGAAAGGGAAAUCCCGAACGAACCUUCGCCAUUGACCGCGACGCGGCCAUCCACUUCGUCAAGGCCGCCGUUGCCACCCCCUCCAUCAAGAAGUUCAUCCUCAUCUCCUACCUCGCCUCCCGCAGGACCAGGCCGGCCUGGUGGUCCGACCAGGCCUGGGCCGACGCCCAGGCGGUCAACCAGAAGCUGGCCAACUACUUCAAGGCCAAGGUCGCCGCCGACGAGGUCCUCUGGCGCGAGUCCAGGACGCGCCCUGACUUUGCCGGCGUCAGCCUGCGGCCCGGCACCCUGACCGACGCCCCCGCCGGCCGGGUCGAGCUCGGCAGGACCAAGAGGGCCAAGGGCGAGUCAAGCAGGGAAUCCGUCGCCGAGGUCGCCGCCCUGAUCGCAGAGAACGACGCCUUCGCGACGUCGUGGGUCGACCACUUGGACGGCGAUGAAGAUCCCAAGGCGGCAGUGGACAGGGUCGUCAAGGAAAAGGUGGACGUCGCAGAGGACGAGGAAUUCUACGAGGCUUGA